Messenger RNA from Zea mays, 1353 nucleotides. RefSeq names its product Eukaryotic translation initiation factor 2 subunit alpha. Gene Ontology annotation, biological process: translational initiation. The record is from RefSeq and is marked validated. Gene Ontology annotation, molecular function: translation initiation factor activity; RNA binding; ribosome binding. Gene Ontology annotation, cellular component: eukaryotic translation initiation factor 2 complex; eukaryotic 48S preinitiation complex. NCBI's taxonomy places the organism in Eukaryota, Viridiplantae, Streptophyta, Magnoliopsida, Poales, Poaceae.
AAACAGACACUUCCGUUUUUAUUGUCCACCCUCCGCCGCCGGCGUCUCUCCAAAACCCAACCAAACCCUAGAUCCGCCGCACUCAGUUCCGGUGAGACCCUCCUUUCCAGCGAAAAUGCCGAACCUCGAGUGCCGGAUGUAUGAGCAGCGGUUCCCGGAGGUGGACGCCGCGGUGAUGAUCCAGGUGAAGCACAUCGCUGACAUGGGCGCGUACGUCUCGUUGCUCGAGUACAACAACAUCGAGGGCAUGAUCCUCUUCUCCGAGCUCUCCCGCCGUCGUAUCCGCUCCAUCUCCUCCCUCAUCAAGGUUGGCCGCCAGGAGCCCGCCAUCGUGCUCCGUGUCGACCGCGACAAGGGCUACAUCGACCUUUCGAAGCGUCGCGUCUCCGAGGAGGAGGCGCACGCAUGCGAGGACAGGUACAACAAGUCCAAGCUCGUGCACUCCAUCAUGCGCCACGUCGCCGAGACGCUCGAGAUCGACCUCGAGCCGCUCUACCAGCGGAUUGGCUGGCCGCUCUACCGCAAGUACGGCCACGCCUUCGAGGCCUUCAAGCUCAUAGUUGCCGACCCUGACGCCAUCCUCGACGCACUCACCUAUGAGGAGAAGGAGGUCGGCCCGGAUGGCCAGGAGGUGACUAAGGUGGUGCCUGCUGUCACCCCCGAGGUUAAGGAUUCUCUGGUUAAGAACAUAAGGAGGAGGAUGACACCACAGCCUCUCAAGAUCCGUGCUGAUAUAGAGAUGAAAUGCUUCCAGUUUGAUGGAGUGCUCCAUAUUAAGCAAGCUAUGAAGAAAGCUGAAGCUGCGGGCAAUGAUAACUGUCCUGUGAAGAUUAAGCUAGUUGCUCCUCCACUUUAUGUUUUGACCACACAGACCCUUGACAAGGAUCAAGGCAUUUCAGUUCUCACUACUGCAGUCAAGGCUUGUACAGCAGAGAUUGAAAAGUACAAAGGAAAGUUAGUAGUGAAGGAACCACCAAGAGCUGUUAGUGAGCGGGAAGACAAGCUAUUCCUCGACCAGAUUGAUUCCCUAAUGGAGCAAAACGCAGAGGUCGAUGGUGAUGCUGACAGUGAAGAGGAGGAAGAUACAGGAAUGGGGGACGUCGACAUUACAAAUUCUGGCGUCGCUGCUUACUAAGGCUACACUGGUUGAUUUGGAUGAGCUUUGCUGUACAGCACCAGCUAAGUUCUAAGCCGUUCUGUUUGGAAGCAGUUUCUUUCUGUUAGGUUUUGGUGAAUUCGCUGAAACUCGUUACCUGCGUUGUUAAUGUUUUGGGCUCAGCCGGUGUUGGGGUAGCGUUUACUUCUGUCGAGAAUCACCAAUUUUUUCUUGGGACUGAAAACAAAGCCCGUUGC